CAGAGAUGGUGAUACCGGCAGUGUGGAUCGACCGGCAGUUGAGCCGCUUGUUGGGGAAUCUGGGCCAUGCGGUCGGAGAGAAACCCAGCGCCUUCAUCUUCGGGACUCUUUUCUUUUACCUUUUUCUCGCAACCGGGAUUCAAAACAUGAACGAUAACUUUGUAGGCGACGUGGAAUGGCUCUUCACGCCCACACACGGGCGGGGGUGGACGGAGGAACGCGUCUAUAAGGAAUACUUCGAACGGAAGAUCCACAGCGAACGACGAAGAAGGCGUAGUCCUCGCUUCGACGUCGACCCCAAUCCUCUACGAGAUCAGAUGACGCGACGCGAUUUCACGGACGACCUGGCCUCGAGUUGGCUGGGAAGACCCAACCGCCAGAAGCUCGCGAGACUCUCUAAGCUCCAAACGGAUCAUUCGAGCAAAUGGGACAUUUGGGGAAACUCCGUCUACUCGAACGAACUCGAAGAGGCGGAAGAGAAGGAAGUUCGCUCCGGCCGAGGCAGAAGGAACGUGAAAGAAGACCUGAAUGAGAAGGAGGGCAUCUGGGCAAUGGUCAGGGUCCUCUUCGUGGCCAAGGAAGAAGGGACCAUGCUCAGGAAUGACACCCUUCACGAGUUUCUUUACGUCACUAACAGACUUCGAUCGGCCAAACUCGAGUCUAAUGGCAAGGAAUAUACAUACGAAGACAUCUGUGGCAACCAUUGCUGGGAUCCGAGGGAAGAAAUCCAAAAUUUCAUCGAUCUUAUGCCCCGUUACGAGGCGGGAGAGGUUAACAUCACCUACCCAGCCUUUCUGGACCCAGUGACCUUGAAGGUCAUGGUCCUUCCCGCCAUUUUCGGUGGGAUCGAGCCCUCGGACGACGGUGCCGUGGUGACCUACGUGAAGGCGGCUGCUGUGACUCAAGUCAUCGCCUCCAAACCCAAGGAAAUCUUCGAGCUCGGUUACGAGUGGUUGCUAGUGGCGGAGACGGAGAUGAAUCAGGUACGAAAGGAGCUAAAGCACCUGGACAUAUACUUCUACUCUACCCGGAUAGCGACAGACCAACUAGAGAGAGGAUUCAACGCCGUGUUCCCCUUCGUCACAGCCUCCAUCUUCAUCCUCAUCGGCUUCUCCAGCCUCUGCCUGGUGACGCUGGACCCGGUCAAGUCCAAGCCCAUUCUGGCCAUCAUGGGAGUGAUUUCGGCCGCAAUAGCUACGCUCGCUUCCAUGGGCUUCCUCAUCUACAUUCAAGUCCCCUUCAUCGGGCUCAUCAAGGUCGCGCCCUUCCUCAUAUUGGUUUCGCAGCAUGCACUGGAUGAGAUCGCGCUGAAGACAGAAACAGAAGAGAAGGAGGGGAUCGGGUUGGAUGACUCGUUUGUUAUCGUGGGAGCGUGGAGACGGACGAAUCCUCGGAACAGCGUCUCGGACCGAAUGAGGGCGACGUAUGCGGAGGCAGCCGUGAGCGUGACCAUCACCUCGCUCACAGACGGAAUCAGCUUCCUCAUCGGGUCCCUCACCGACAUCCCCUCCAUCUACAUCUUCUGCACUUACACAGGGACGGCGGUGGUUUUCCUCUACUUUUGCCACCUGACCUUCUUCGGGGGAUUCCUGGCCCUCGUGGGAUACGCGGAGCAAGCCAAUCGCCACUCUAUCACCUGCUUCAAGGUCCCUGCCAAGUCCGAGGCCCGUGACAGGAACUCCUUGUUUCGGGCAUGCUGCGCUGGAGGAGUGUCUUCGAAGAACCCAUACCACGAAGACGAUGUGGACGAGCACCUCGGCAUGGUCAUCUUCAGGGACUACGUCGGCAAGCUCCUCACUUUCCCACAGAUCAAGGUGCUGGUGCUGAUCGGUUACCUGGGAUACUUAGCUGUGGCCAUCUACGGCGUGACGCAACUUCGGGAGGGAGCCGUCGGCGAGGACAAGCUCGCCCUCGACAUGUCUACGACCGGGAAAUACUGGCAGCUCAACGACAAGCACUUCCGCAAGUUUUCAUUCGGCGUCGACGUGAUGAUCACCGAGACGCUGGACUAUUCCCGGAACGAGACCCAGUGGAAGGUGGAGGACCUCCUCAAGAAGAUGGAGUCCCUGCCGCACAUCGCGCAGUCUUCAUACACGAACAACUGGCUUCGCAAUUUCCUCUCUUUCAUCUACACGACGGGGGAAUUUGUGGACUAUGACAUCUCCGACGAGGAAAAAUUCAUCAACACUCUCAAAGAUACGUUCCUGUUGGAUGGGGCGUAUGGAGGCGAAGUGAUCUUCAACAAGGCUGGGACAAAGAUCAUCGCGACCAAGUACCACCUCCGGACCAAGGACUUGCAGUCGAUGAAGGACGAGGUGAUGGUGAUGGUGAACCUCCGGGCCAUGGCGGAUGCAUCCGAUCUCAACGUGACGGUCCACUCCGGUCCCUUCAAGUUCUUCGACCAGGUCGCGUUGCGUCCUUUGUUGUUUGGAAAGUCAGAGCGAUUAUGA
Molecule: messenger RNA, 2450 nt
Organism: Darwinula stevensoni
Lineage: Eukaryota; Metazoa; Arthropoda; Ostracoda; Podocopida; Darwinulidae
Source: the annotation of a GenBank genome assembly